Argiope bruennichi is the source of this 1432-nucleotide messenger RNA. Its product is annotated as acyl-CoA Delta-9 desaturase-like. NCBI's taxonomy places the organism in Eukaryota, Metazoa, Arthropoda, Arachnida, Araneae, Araneidae. Gene Ontology annotation, cellular component: endoplasmic reticulum membrane. Bases 168 to 1154 code for a protein of 328 amino acids. Gene Ontology annotation, biological process: unsaturated fatty acid biosynthetic process. The transcript is spliced from 5 exons. The record is from RefSeq and is a predicted model, not a curated record. Gene Ontology annotation, molecular function: iron ion binding; stearoyl-CoA 9-desaturase activity.
AGAAUUCUCCCUGACCGGUUGAAGAGUGGAGUUCUUUUCUUUCUUGGCGUGUGGAUAAAUUUUAUCUGUGAAUUUGACCUAUUGGUGGAAGCUGUUGCCUGAUGGGCUUGAGUUUUAUCUGAAAUAAACGCUGCUUGUGUCUUUAGCAGAAGUCUCAUUUUGAAAAAAUGGCUCCAAAUUCAACUGUCGUGGAAGAACCUGUUCCUCAAAAAGAAUCCGUGAAGCCAGAAUAUAAACCAAAGAUAGUCUGGUUCAAUGUUAUGCUUUUCGUGUAUCUGCAUGCAAGUUUCUUUUACGGUGUUUACUUGGGUUUAACAUCAGCAUCUUGGAAAACUGCCCUAUUUGCCUACAUUUAUGGAAAUCUCGGUGGAUUAGGCGUUACAGCCGGUUCACAUAGACUCUGGUCUCAUAGAUCUUACAAAGCAAAAUGGCCAUUGAGAUUUCUACUCUGUUGCUUUGCUAGUAUUGCAGCCCAGAACGACAUCUACGAGUGGUGCCGAGAUCACCGGGUCCAUCACAAAUUUACUGAAACUGAUGCUGAUCCACACAACAUCAAGCGAGGAUUCUUCUUCGCUCACAUGGGAUGGUUGAUGUGCAAGAAACAUCCGGAUGUGGCCAAGAAAGGAAAGACCGUUUUUCUGGAAGAUCUGUGGGCUGAUCCUAUUGUUCGAUUUCACAGAAGGUUCUACAUUCCGAUGUCUGUUUUCUUCUGCUUUGUAUUGCCAACUAUGAUACCCGUCUGGUGUUGGGGUGAAACCCUGUGGAAUGCAUUCUUCAUUGCUGGUAUGGCAAGAUAUUGUUUCAGUCUGAAUAUAACCUGGCUGGUAAAUAGCGCAGCCCACAAAUAUGGCGACCAGCCAUACGAUAAAUAUAUUGAGGCCAGAGAAAAUGCUUUCGUUGCCUUCUUCGGGCAUGGAGAAGGUUGGCACAACUACCAUCAUGUCUUCCCAUGGGACUACUCAACAAGCGAAUUGGGCUACACUCUCAACCUGACCAAAGUAUUUAUAGAUUUCAUGGCACUGAUAGGGCAAGCUUAUGAUCUAAAAUCUGCUCACCCAGAGAUGGUCAAGAACAGGAAGUUGAAGACGGGAGAUGGCACUAGAAUGAAGCAAGUGGACGAACACGAACAGCAGCUCUCCUGCGCUCAGUCAUAAGUUCCAUGUAGAACACCAUUUUUUCACUUUCGUUCCUCAGUUUAUUCAUUGAAAACUUUAGACUUGUCAUUCUUAACUCCAUAUCAUCGUGUUUAUAGCUUGUAAAAAUUUUCGUUCAGAAACGGCUGAAGCAAUCGAAUUGUAUACCAAAAUUCUGAACUGUAAAGAUUUUUUGUAUGUUUUAUGGGUGAUGCUCUGAAAAUAUGAGUAUUGAUCCUUGCUCAUAUGUACUUUUUAUGUCUUAAUAACUUGAAUAAAUUUUUAAUUUUUAAACUGUU